AUACACACGUGAAGAAUCAGCUCCCUGUGACAGACACUGCGCAUUUUAGAAAGUGGGGAAAAAAAACUCUUACGAGCUACACUGAUGAGAGUCAGCAAUCCAGCCAUUACUACAUGAGCUUUAUGCGAGAAUCUCCUGCCUCAGCUGCUUCUUCAGAAGAGGUGAACCCCUGCGGGACUUUUAAUACAACGGCCACAGACCGCACUGACAGACCUGCAGUUCCGCCUCGAUUGAGGAAGUUCCCCCUCACCUCCUCUGCCUCCUUGUGUGAGACCUCGCCUUUACAGGCCACAGACCGCACUGACAGACCUGCAGUUCCGCCUCGACUCAGGCAGUCCUCACUCCCCUGCUCCGCCUCCUUCUGUGAAACCUCUCCUUUACAGAAACCUCCACCGCCUUCAUUCAGCCCGCCAUCCCCACCUUUAAAAGGGAAAGCAUUGGAGUCCGUGUACUGUGAGAUACGGGAUCCUCCCUACCUGGAAAUACUGCCAGGGGAUGUAGAUAACAGGACCAAAGAGAGGCCAGCAGUACGCUACCAGAGUGACGGCUGCUCCCCUCCUCAACAGACCCCCGUGGAUAAAGAGGACAUCACUGGGAUGUUGAGAUGGUUGAUACGCGUGUCAAACUCUGAUUCCAUGGCUCCGUCAUUGUAUGGCCUCACUCUAGAGGAGGAAAUAAGAUCAUUUAAUCAGAGGGCGAUAAAUGUGAGGAAGGCUCUGCGUCUCUACAACCUUCUCAUGAUGAAGCGCAAUGAAAGCCUGCGGACCAUCAUUGGUGAGUUCAGCUCCAUCUCCGACAGCCUGGACAAGAUAAAGAAGACGGCCAAAACCAUGGGCAUUGCUGGAGGCACCACAGGUGCUGUUGGAGGGGUGACUGCAGUGUUGGGUGUCGUCUUCGCUCCGGUCACCUUUGGUACCUCGCUUAUUGCUACAGCUGUUGGUGCUGGUAUGGUGGCGUCCGCUGGGGGCAUGGGCGCCCACACUGUUAAAAUCAACAAGAAGAUAGUGAAUAAGAUGACUGUUGAGAAACUAGUAUAUGAAUAUAAGGGAAAUGUUGUAGAGCUGGAACAUUGUCUGGGGUUUAUCCUCUCUGGGAUGAAUGAGUUGCGAAGGCACGACAUUGCCAGGUUACAGAGGGCAGGAGCCCAGCCUGAUGCACUGAAGACGGCACAUCUGUCACAGUCAGUGUUUAACAUGAACAAUGAUAGGAAGACAUCCAAUGCACACACAGGCGGGAUGUCCUCGGAGAGGCUGCUCCAAGACUUUGUCAAGGAAAUGGAUCAGUAUUUUACAGAAAAAGAUGAUCAGAAGCUGAAGAAGUCAAACAGGAGCAGGUUUUCUGGUAGAGUUCGCCUGCUGGCAAAGAAUCUAGCAGAUGAGCUAGAUCAUCUGAAUCGUAUGUGGGAAGUGUUUAGUUGAAUCAAAGGUGUCUGUGUGUGUCUGUCUUGUAUUUUAAUAAACAUUGAAUAUUUGUUAAAACCUAAACAAAUU
Molecule: messenger RNA, 1490 nt
Organism: Perca flavescens (yellow perch)
Lineage: Eukaryota; Metazoa; Chordata; Actinopteri; Perciformes; Percidae
Exons: 9
Coding region: 114-1418 (434 amino acids)
Biological process (GO): lipoprotein metabolic process; lipid transport
Cellular component (GO): extracellular region; membrane
Molecular function (GO): lipid binding
Source: RefSeq, a predicted model, not a curated record